Messenger RNA from Benincasa hispida (wax gourd), 2065 nucleotides. Its product is annotated as exosome complex component RRP45A-like. The record is from RefSeq and is a predicted model, not a curated record. Gene Ontology annotation, molecular function: mRNA 3'-UTR AU-rich region binding. NCBI's taxonomy places the organism in Eukaryota, Viridiplantae, Streptophyta, Magnoliopsida, Cucurbitales, Cucurbitaceae. Gene Ontology annotation, cellular component: cytoplasmic exosome (RNase complex); nuclear exosome (RNase complex). Gene Ontology annotation, biological process: U4 snRNA 3'-end processing; U5 snRNA 3'-end processing; nuclear mRNA surveillance.
CUGCAUUCCCUCUCUUCACGAUUCCCUCUCCCUUGCGCACAAGUCCUGGCAGCAGCACUCGGACGGUGGCAGAAAGAUCGACGGGUUGGACAGCCGCUGCAGCGGCGCGUUUCCUUGACGUGGACAACUGUGAACACGCGUUUCAGCGACGUGGACAACAACUUCUUGGCAACUUCUUACUCAAACUUCAACUGUUUUUGAAGUCGCAGGAAAAAGGGUGCACUAAAUGGAGCAGCGAUUAGCCAAUACAUGGCGUCUCUCUGCGAACGAAAAGAAAUUCAUUGAAACCGCCCUUCUUUCGGAUUUGAGGGUUGAUGGUCGUCGCCCAUUUGACUACCGUAAUCUCACCAUCAACUUUGGCAAGGAUGAUGGUUCUUCAGAGGUGCAGCUUGGCCAAACACACGUAAUGGGCUUUGUGACUGCUCAGAUAGUUCAACCAUAUAGGGAUCGUCCUAAUGAGGGCACUCUUUCUAUCUAUACUGAGUUUUCUCCUAUGGCUGAUCCCUCAUUUGAGCCUGGCCGUCCAGGAGAGUCUGCUGUCGAGUUGGGGCGUGUAAUAGACCGUGGUCUGCGGGAGAGUAGGGCAGUGGAUAUGGAAUCACUUUGUGUUGUUUCUGGCAAAUCUGUGUGGGCCAUCCGAGUUGAUCUCCACAUUUUAGAUAAUGGAGGAAACCUUGUGGAUGCGGCUAAUAUUGCUGCUUUGGCUGCUUUAUCAACUUUUCGAAGACCUGAAUGCUCAUUGGGGGGAGAUGAUGGUCAGGAAGUGAUAGUUCAUCCCCCUGAGGUUAGGGAGCCACUUCCAUUGAUCAUACAUCAUCUCCCUAUUGCAGUAACCUUUGCAUUUUUUCGUAGUGAGAGCACUCUGGUGAUAGAUCCAACUCACUAUGAAGAGGCCGUUAUGGGAGGAAGAAUGACCGUCACACUUAAUGCUAAUAAUGAUGUUUGCGCUAUUCAAAAAGCAGGAGGAGAGGGUGUACUUCAGAGUGUGAUCAUGCAAUGUCUGCGAAUUGCUUGUGUCAAAGCUGGUGAUAUUACAACUAAAAUAAAAAAUGCAGUUGAGACUCACAAUUCAGCUAGACAAUUGCGGAAGAUUAAGCGUCACCCUUCUGUUAAUUUGGAUGUUGGCGAAGGUGCAGCUAAUCUGAAGCAUAGCCAAGGCAUAUCCGAUGGUCGAAAGAGUAUCAAUGAUGUUUCCGACAGAUUGAAAUUGAAUUCUGAAGAGAGUAUCGCCAGUCCAAGCAGGAGUAUUAAGAGUGAUGUAUCAACAAAUCAAGGACAAUUAAACAAGAGAGAUUUUGAUGCUAAGAAUUUCAUUGGGGGGCCUUCGUGCUGGGACCCAUACUCCAAAGGUGUUGAUUCAGAUUUCUUGAAAGCUACAUUAGCUUCACGUGGAAAUCUAACUGUGACAAAAAAAGAGAACCCGAGCGAUGAAAUGAUGUCCUCCGAGACUGAGGUUGACGAACAAGAAACCAAAGUUGAUCAGACAAAUUUACCUCCUGCUGCUGCUAAAACUUUGUCAGAAGAUAACGGGAAGAAAACUUUGAAAGAUGCCGUGAAGCCAAAGAAUAAGAGGAAAAAGAAGAAAGACCAUCACUCCUAACGAUGCAGAUUAGUUCAGUGGUGACAUAAUCUCUUGCAAUUUUUGUGAAGAUGUAAAUUUUGAAACUCAACUUCAAAGUACUUGGAAGGGAUCUUUGAAGCAAAGAGAAGCAUCAAGAAGGUUCGUGCCAGGUUUCAUCUAUGUUCGUGGAAGAAAUUCGAAACUUGAGCUUGUUGGAUCCAAUGAAAUCUGGAUUUGAAUGAAUUCUAUUCACUGAGAAAUCCAUGAUGAUGCUGUUGAAAAGGCCAUUGUACCAUGGAUAUGCAAUUUUAGGAUCUUUAUUUAGAGUAACAUAGAGUGUUUAGUUUCUAUAGAAUCUUAGGAAGUUUUGGAUUUUUUUUUAAACUAUUGUUUUUUACCCCUAUUUUUCAUAUUAUAUUGAUUGUAAACCUUUUCAGACAUAUUUAAAGGAAGAAUAGUGCUAGAAUUGAAAUUUCUCCUCACCCAGAUGGAGUUGACUUGCAA